AUGUCGUCCAGCAAAGUCUCUUCCUCCUCCCAAACCUUGCCAGCGACCGACCCAACGGUCUCCAAUCCUGACGUCCUCUUCUCGCUCGUCGAGAGCGACGAACCCACCACCACCACCAUCAAACCCUCCCUCCACCCAACAGUCAUCAAGAAAGCAACGGCACCAGAUGGCUACAAAGGAGACAAAGCGGCCGGAGUGGCCUUCUACUAUUGCUCGGGUUGCACCGAGACCUGGGCGGUGGUCUGGAAAGAGAAACCGCGUGUUUCUACCUUGUCAGUGUCCCUCGCCGACUACAAAAAAUUGGCGGUGAUGAGUGUGUGCGGCGCCUGCGAGGAGAAGAUCUUGGAGGAGUUGCAAAUGGCUCAUGAGGGCUACGUGAGAGUGGAGGAGAAGAGUGAGGACUGGGAGUUGGUUUAG
This is a messenger RNA of Exophiala oligosperma, 417 nucleotides long. RefSeq lists its product as uncharacterized. The transcript has a single exon. Lineage: Eukaryota; Fungi; Ascomycota; Eurotiomycetes; Chaetothyriales; Herpotrichiellaceae. The record is from RefSeq and is a predicted model, not a curated record. Bases 1 to 417 code for a protein of 138 amino acids.